GCCAUGCUUUGGCUUUUAACUCCAUUGCUCAAAAUACUCAAGAAACGGUAUCAUUACUGUAAGCUGAUAGGGAUCCAUCUCAAAUACUUGGAAGUAAAUUCAACUGGGGCCCUGAAUCUGAUUGCCACUUUAGGUGGCUUUGCACUUUGCUUUGACCUAUUUUCUCCCUGUCAGUACUUUUAGCCAGCAACUGACAGCUUUUUUACAAGUUCACAAUUCAUAUGUAAGGUACCAGAAAAGCCAGAGUCUUACAGAGAUUCUCUCACAGCUUUCAAUCUUCUCUGCAAUUUCUUGUGCAAAAUAUGUUGCCUUUGCUAGUUUUCUUCAUAUCCCAUUGUAUUGCACUUGCUAGUUCUUUAAAUGAUGAAGGCCUUGCUCUUCUAUUCUUCAAACAAUCCUUAGGGAACUCCACUGCCGGUUGUCUGGAUAACUGGAACUCGUCAGACACCAACCCGUGUUCGUGGUAUGGAGUUCGAUGCAAAGAAGGACGAGUCAUUUUUCUCAAUAUUCCAGAUAAAAGACUUUAUGGAUUCCUAUAUCUCGACACCGGGAGGCUCGCUUCUCUUCGCUAUCUUAAUCUCAAGAAUAAUUACUUUUAUGGAAGCUUGCCGGUUGACCUCUUUAGUGCAACAGGGUUAACAAGCUUGGUCCUCUCAGGAAAUUCAUUUUUCGGGCCAGUUCCUGUCGAGAUAGGGAACCUCAAGGACCUGCGGAUCCUUGAUCUUUCACAGAAUUCUUUCAAUGAUUCAGUACCUUCAUCUCUUCUUCAAUGUAAGAAAUUGAAGCAGCUUUUCCUCACUCAAAAUAGCUUCACCGGUUCUCUACCAGAUGGGUUCGGAACCAGUUUGGUAAUGCUUCAGAAACUUGAUCUUUCAUUCAAUAUCUUUAGUGGUUUGAUCCCCAGCGACCUAGGCAAUUUGUCGAGCUUGCAAGGAGUGCUUGACCUAUCUCACAAUCUUUUCAAUGGUUCAAUCCCAGCAAGUCUAGGAAAUCUUCCUAUAUCAGUUUAUAUCAAUCUUUCUUACAACAAUCUCAGCGGUGCCAUACCACUAAAUGAUGUUCUACUGAAUGUAGGACCAACAGCUUUUAUGGGCAACCCUCUCCUCUGUGGGAUCCCAUUGAAAAUUGUGUGCCCUGCAAAACCAGAACCCUUACUAUAUGAACCUACUCAAAUUUUUCCAAGAGGCAGCUCUGGCCGGGGCCGAUGUUUUGUGAUUACAAUUGUUGCCUGUACAGUGUUGGGAAUUUGUUUCAUCAGUGUGCUGUUCUCCUAUUGGUAUAGGAAAUUCUAUGUUUGUAAAGGGGGCAAACGUGUCAAGGAAAGUAAUUUUGAAGAGAAAUCGAUAGUUAGAAAGGAAAUGUUCUGCUUCAGAACAGAUGACUUGGAGUCUCUAUCAGAAAAUAUGGAGCAAUGCAUUUUCAUACCCUUAGACUCACAGGUUAAAUUUGAUCUCGAACAACUUCUGAAAGCUUCUGCUUUUCUUCUGGGAAAGAGCAGAAUAGGAAUUGUCUAUAAAGUUGUUCUUGAAAAGGGAACGACUGUAGCAGUUAGAAGACUGGAAGAUGGAGGUUCUCAAAGGUACAGGGACUUUCAAGCUGAAGUGGAAUCAAUUGGAAAGAUUAGGCAUCCAAACAUAGUCAGUCUUCUGGCUUAUUGCUGGUGUAUCAAUGAGAAGCUGCUAAUCUAUGAUUACAUGCCCAAUGGUGAACUUGCCACAGCAAUUCAUGGAAGAACAGGAUUGAUAUACUUCAAACCUCUUUCUUGGUCUACUCGUCUUAGAAUCAUGAAAGGAGUGGCAAAGGGAUUGGCUUUUCUACAUGAAUUCAGCCCCAAAAAGUAUGUCCAUGGAAAUCUAAAGCCUAGCAAUAUUUUGCUUGGAGAGAAGAUGGAACCAAGAAUCACUGAUUUUGGACUUAAUCGUCUAGCUUACACAGCUGAAGAAUCACUAGUAGUUAAUUUAGAACAUAUGGCAAGGGGCACACCACAACAAGGGUCUCCAUAUGCGCUCACAGCAACAAAUUCAAGCCCAAUUAUGUCUUACUAUGAAGCUCCUGAGGCCUCAAAAUCCUCCAAGCCAUCACAGAAGUGGGAUGUUUAUUCAUACGGGGUAAUUUUACUGGAGAUGAUUUCUGGGAAGUCACCAGUUACGCAGACAGGUUCAUCAGAAAUGGGUCUUGUUCAAUGGAUUCAGCUUAGCACAGAAAUCAAGCCACUCUGUCAUGUGUUAGAUCCUUUCUUGGUUCAUGAUUUGGAGAAGAGAGAUGAGAUGAUUGCAGUACUUGACAUCGCUCUAGCCUGCGUUCACAUCAGCCCUGAUAAGAGACCUUUAAUGAGGAUUGUGAGUGAUACUCUGGAAAGAUUGGCCUCUUUCACUUGAGCAAAUCAUCGCAUUCUUUGAAGAAACAGAUUCGGGGUUCCUAGUUUUCCUCUGCAAUGGGUGCAUUCUUCCCAUCUGUCCAGUGUCCACUACCAAUUUUCUGUGUAUGUUUGUCCUGUAGGAUGGUUUUGGGUUAAGGCAUUUUGCCACUACAUGCCAUGUAUAUAUGAGUAUGACUCCUAGCUACAGUUUCUAUUAUUCUAAAUCAAUAAUAAACAGUUUUGUUAUUA
Molecule: messenger RNA, 2608 nt
Organism: Hevea brasiliensis (rubber tree)
Lineage: Eukaryota; Viridiplantae; Streptophyta; Magnoliopsida; Malpighiales; Euphorbiaceae
Product: receptor protein kinase-like protein ZAR1
Exons: 2
Coding region: 303-2378 (691 amino acids)
Biological process (GO): protein phosphorylation
Molecular function (GO): ATP binding; protein kinase activity; protein binding
Source: RefSeq, a predicted model, not a curated record